Molecule: messenger RNA, 2354 nt
Organism: Grus americana (Whooping crane)
Lineage: Eukaryota; Metazoa; Chordata; Aves; Gruiformes; Gruidae
Gene: HACL1
Product: 2-hydroxyacyl-CoA lyase 1
Exons: 17
Coding region: 60-1790 (576 amino acids)
Biological process (GO): fatty acid alpha-oxidation
Cellular component (GO): peroxisome
Molecular function (GO): magnesium ion binding; catalytic activity; thiamine pyrophosphate binding
Source: RefSeq, a predicted model, not a curated record
UCCGCCUUGCUGGUGGACGGCUUCGGCCUGUGCUGGGGUUGGGGCUGCGUGGAGCCGGAAUGGCGUCCGGGAGCGGUGCGGAGGGGGAGGCUGUCAGCGGGGCCCAGCUCAUCGCUGAGUCCCUCAAGGCUCAAAGUAUUGAAUACAUGUUUGGCAUUGUUGGUAUUCCAGUUACUGAAAUCGCAAUUGCAGCCCAAGCAGUUGGAAUAAAAUAUGUAGGAAUGAGAAACGAACAAGCGGCCUGUUAUGCUGCAUCUGCUGUUGGAUAUUUGACUGGCAGACCAGGAGUAUGUCUUGUAGUGUCCGGUCCAGGUUUUUUACAUGCCCUUGGUGGGAUGGCAAAUGCAACCAUGAACUGCUGGCCUUUGAUUGUUAUUGGAGGCUCUUCUGACAGAAAUCAGGAAACCAUGGGAGCUUUCCAAGAAUUUCCACAGGUUGAAGCUGGUAGGCUGUACAACAAACUGUCUGUCCGCCCAAGCAGCCUAGAAGUUAUUCCUGCUGUUAUUGAAAAGGCUGUAAGAACCAGCAUAUAUGGUCGUCCAGGUUCCUGCUACAUUGACAUACCUGGUGAUUUUGUGAAUCUUCAGGUGAAUAAGAGCUCUGUCAAGUACGUGGAAUGCUGCCUGCCACCUCCUGUCAGCACAGCUGAAUGCUCUGCUGUAUCCGAAGCAGCAUCUAUCAUUGCUCGUUCCAAGCAGCCUCUGCUAAUCAUUGGCAAAGGUGCUGCUUAUUCACAUGCUGAAAACAACAUCAGAAAGUUGGUGGACCUUUGUGGACUGCCUUUUUUGCCUACACCAAUGGCAAAAGGAGUAGUUCCUGAUAACCAUCCAAAUUGUGUAGCUGCAGCAAGAUCAACGGCAUUACAACAUGCUGAUGUGAUCAUCUUGCUUGGUGCAAGAUUGAAUUGGAUUUUGCAUUUUGGUCUUCCACCAAGGUAUCAACAAGAUGUAAAGGUUAUUCAGAUUGAUAUUUGUGCAGAAGAGCUUGGGAAUAAUGUGAGGCCAGCUGCAAUUUUGUUAGGUGACAUAAACACUGUGACUAAGCAGCUCUUAGAAGAAUUCAGCAAAAGACCACUGAAAUAUCCUUCUAAUUCGGAGUGGUGGAAGAAGUUGAGAGAGAAAAUAUCUACCAAUGAGGAAAGAUCAAAGGGAUUAGCAUUGCAGAAAUUGCUGCCUAUGAAUUACUACACAGUCUUUCAUCACAUCAGAGAACUGAUACCCAAGGACUGCAUCUUAGUAAGUGAGGGAGCAAAUACCAUGGACAUUGGACGAACUAUGCUUCCAAAUAACUAUCCUCGUCAAAGGCUUGAUGCAGGUACUUUUGGAACGAUGGGAGUUGGACUGGGUUUUGCUAUAGCAGCUGCAAUGGUAGCUAAAGACCGAACACCUGAAAAGCGAGUCGUCUGCAUAGAGGGCGAUAGUGCGUUUGGAUUUUCUGGUAUGGAGGUGGAGACUAUUUGCAGAUACAACUUGCCAAUCCUGAUUAUCAUAAUAAACAACAGUGGGAUUUAUACUGGUUUGGAUGCAGAUGCCUGGAAGGAGAUGUUAAAGUUUGGAGACCCUGCUACAUGUGUACCUCCUGUUUCUCUCCUGCCAAAUUCACACUAUGAGGAAAUUAUGUCUGCCUUUGGAGGUAAAGGAUACUUUGUUAAAACGCCAGAAGAAUUGCAGAAUGCUCUGAAAGCAAGCAUCACUGACAAGCAAACACCUUCUCUUAUAAAUGUAAUGAUUGAUCCACAGUCUGAGAGAAAGAAACAGGAAUUUCCCUGGCUGACUCGUUCUAACCUGUAGUAGAAGAUGAAGAUAAUGGUGGUGCAAGGCAGUGCAUUAAGCAAAACUAAAUUGGUUUCUAAAGUGGAACUGGUACAGCUGUCUUUUACAUAAGCAUUGGAACAAAGUGGGAUUUUAAAACUGCAAUUAGAGGAAUCUUUAAAUGCUGAAAUUAAUUAAUUGUUAAAUGAACAAGACACACAUGAAUGUAUACCAGGCCUUCUAGCAGACUAUACAGAAUCACUGAUGGUAAAAUUACAUACUCUUAGUCAGAGUUGUACCCAUCAAGAUUUGUGAAUUAAAAUCUUGGAUGUUCUGGAUGAAGGGAGUAAGCUGAGGGUUUUAUACUGACAGAAACGCAGAAGUCUUUGGCAGUCUGCAAUUAUAACAACUUCAUUUUUAACCAGCAUGCUGCUUGUUAGAGACUGUCCUGUAAGGACCAAAACAAAGCAUCUUGUUGUGAAAAAGUGCUGAUUGGCCUUAUUAUGCAUUGAAGCCCAUUGUAUUGAUAGUCACUUCACAAUUUUACAGGUUGUUUUUUCAGUCUACUGCAUGUAGAAGUAGUAUAUUAAAAAUGCAAACUGA